This is a messenger RNA of Brassicogethes aeneus, 2905 nucleotides long. The record is from the annotation of a GenBank genome assembly. NCBI's taxonomy places the organism in Eukaryota, Metazoa, Arthropoda, Insecta, Coleoptera, Nitidulidae.
CUCUUGCGGUCGGGCUUUGUGUCGGUUCGGGCGGAGCAUGCGCCGCGCGUCAAAGCACGCAAGGGAAAGGGAGUUGAGAAAUGGCCGCGGUAAGCAGUGGUCGGAGUGAAACGAUGGAUCCGCAAAAGGAAACGCAGAACGGGGCCGUGGACCGUUUGAAAAGACUUUAUCCGGCAGUGAACGAGGAAAGGACGCCCCUGCCGCGUUCCUGGAGCCCCAAAGAAAAAUACAGCUACAUCGGACUGUCCCUCAACAAUUUGCGUGUUCACUACAGAGGACAUGGAAAAACUCACAGAGAUGCUGCCAGCGUCCAGGCUACGCACCCCAUACCUGCAGGAUGCGGCCUAUAUUAUUUCGAGGUUAAAAUCGUCAGCAAAGGUCGCGAUGGAUACAUGGGAAUAGGCCUUUCGGCACACGGGGUCAACAUGAACAGAUUACCGGGUUGGGACAAACAGUCGUACGGUUACCACGGCGACGACGGUAACUCGUUUUGUUCUUCCGGCACUGGGCAGAGUUACGGGCCGACCUUCACCACGGGCGACGUGAUCGGCUGCGGCGUCAACCUCAUCGACAACACGUGCUUCUACACGAAGAACGGACACCAUCUCGGCACCGCCUUCAGAGAUCUACCUCCAAAUUUGUAUCCCACUGUGGGCCUGCAGACGCCCGGCGAAGUGGUCGACGCAAAUUUCGGCCAGGAACCGUUCGUGUUCGACAUCGAGGACAUGAUGAAGGAGCUGAGGUCCAGGACUCGAACGGAAAUCUUGGAUUUUCCCGUACCUGAGAGCCAGGGCGAAUGGCAGGCCAUAUUAAAUAGAAUGGUAUCCACUUAUUUAAUUCACCACGGUUAUUGCAACACAGCAGAAGCUUUCGCCCAAAUCACAGAUCAACCUUUUCAAGAGGACGUUCUCUCUAUUAAAAAUCGACAGAAAAUUCUAAAGCUGGUGUUGGCGGGUCGGAUGGGCGAGGCGAUCGAGAGGACGGGUCGCGUGUACCCGGGUCUGUUGGAGAACAACCAGAACCUGCUGUUCAUGCUCAAGUGCCGGCAGUUCGUCGAAAUGGUCAACGGAUCGGAUAUAGAGGUGUGCGGCUCGAAAAAAUGCCACUACCAAGCCUCCCCCCGUGCUCCCUCGAGCCCCAUACAGACCUCCGUCAUACAGUCCACCAAAGGUUUCGCCACCAAAGGCAACAAGCAGCAAAACCUCGACACGAACGAAAUGAACGAAACGAACUUGUCACACAACGGCACUGACUGCGACGCCAUCGCCGACCGCCAAGGCGGCGGCGACGACGGCGACGUGGAGAUGAUCUCCAUCCUGGACGUCGACAACGAGGAGGCCGUGAACGGGCACGCGCAGCAGCCCGACGCGUGCAACGGCAAGAACGCCAGCAGCAACGGCUAUCAGAACGGCAACACCGCCGCCACGCGUGCCAACCCCCAAACCACGACGACGACGGACGAGCCGAUCGUUUGCGACAACGAGGACGAGGACAUGGACGUGGACUUGCCCGCCAGCUGCAGCGGUGGCAGCAGCAGGAAAAGCUGCUUGAAGCCGGCGGUGGAGCGAAUACUGGAGUUCGGACGGGAGUUGUACAGCAUGUCGCAGCGGCUGCAGGUGGACCAGCAGGUGUCCACCGAGAAGAAUCAGAAAAUGCUGGAGGACGCUUUCAGCCUUUUAGCCUACUCGAACCCGUGGUCGAGCCCGGUGGGCUGGCAGCUCAACCCCACGCAGCGCGAAAACGUCUGUGCUUCCCUUAAUUCAGCUAUCUUAGAGUCGAACAACAGGCCGCGCAGGCCGCCCCUGGAGGUGGCGUUCGCGCACGCGCAAGAACUAAUCCACCUGAUGUCCGCCACUGGCCUGGGCUCCUGCGCCUUCGCCUCCUUGAUUGAACUGCUGGACCAGUGACGACGCAACCCGCAGUACGCCGCGACACCCCCGGCGCCCUCGUGCACCGCCCCCCUCCACCUGCCGCACCGCCCCUCACGAUGACAAUGACAACGCGACUGCCCAUCAUUCAAAAACAAACAGACACUUACUCAAAAGUAGCAGAAACAAAUCUGAAAUUUGUGUGUAAAUAAAUAGUUACGACGGAACGGUUGUUGCAUGCUUUCAGUGCUUUUAUUUUGGCAACAAUAAUUCGGUAAACAUAGGCAUAGUAAUCGAGUUUUCUAUGCAAUUUAUCUAUAAAUACAAUAAUCAAGAAAGCUGUCAUCCUAAACAACUGUCAUUUCAGCUUUAUAGGUUAAAACAAACGUCACUUUGACGUCUGACAUCGUACAUUGUUGCCAAUUUGUAAUCGUGAAAAGAAGGGGAAUUUCGAAAUAAAAAAUAAAAUUGAGUCAGUUACAAAUUAAAAAUUGUAGUAGAUUGGAUAUGAUUAAAAAAGCGUAAGAUUGUAAAUAUGUGACCAAAUCAUGGGAAAUAAACAUUAUGAUAAUUUUUAUUGUGAAGAAUAAUUUAAAUAAAGCAAGAAAUAUAAUUCAUCUCUUAUUUUUAAAACCUUUUUUAUUAUUAUUUCUUGUUUUUUUAUCAUUUAAAGGAAUCCUCAACUUUUGUUUUCUAAAUUACGUCAAACAAAAACAUUAUUUCAUUUAUUAAUUCGACAUGUUCUUUGUGAUAAAUAAACCUGUUGAGGGUGGGAGGAUGAAAAGUGUACUUUUUGUGAUUUGAUUUUAUAGUUUUUCGAAUCAAAUUAAAUAUAUUUUUUAAUCGUUUGUUGUGAAAUUGUAAAAUCAAAGUUACAAAGCCAUCUCAAUUUAUUUUGGGCGUUUCAACUUUAUUUUCAGGUGUUCUUUAUUUGUUUAUUGUAGACCUACCAUUUCAUAGUAUAAUUAUUUGUAAAUAAGUUAUAAAAAUGUUAUGAUUUAAUUAAUUAAUUAAUAAUAAACUAAUAAUUACGUUUA